AGGGUUCAGGAAAGAUGCUGGAAACCAAUCAACAUUUUAGAUGAUUUUUUUUGUCACAAUCUUCAGGAUCAGUCCAAAAAGAGAGGGAGUGUUUUGUUUCUGAUAGAGCUCACAUGAGGCUUUGCAUCUGUUGCUUACUUUGGACCAAAUCUCUCACACUGUGCAUGAGUUCUACCUAAUAUCUCAGUCAUUUUACUUUGGGGAUAGUGAAGACACAGGACAACCAGCAGAUUGCCCAAGCUUCACAAGAAGAUGAGGCUGUUUCUCUUAUUCUCCGUCCUCUGCCUGAUGACUCCUACUGGCUACGGUCAGAUCCAUAGUCCUCCUGGUCCUAAGGGUGACAUGGGAGAUGUCGGAUUCCCUGGGAUUCCUGGGUCAGCUGGAAUGGCUGGUUUCCCUGGAAUUCCAGGUCAAAAAGGUAUGCCAGGAGAUGUUGGAUAUCCUGGACCACCUGGACGACGUGGAGAAAUGGGAAACCACGGAGAAUGUGAAAGAUGUGAAGAUGCCUUAAGCCGGGAUCUCCAAACCUUGAUGGAGAGGAUGGCCAAAGUCGACCAGGCUCUGAACUUUGACUUUGCCCGGAGAGUUGGUCAGAAAUACUUCGUGUCCAAGAAAGAGAGAGGCUCUUUCUCCAAGGCUGUAGAGUUCUGCUCCCAACAAGGCUUAGAGCUGGCUCUGCCCAAAAACGAGGAAGAGAGCAGCAUGCUGACUCAAGUGUUUGACGAUGGCAACAAAUUGAUCUGGCUUAACGUCAACGAUAAAAAAUCAGAGGGGAACUUUGAGGUUGAUAUGAAAAACCGACCUCUGACCUUCACCGAGUGGGGAGAAGGACAGCCAGACAAAUCCAUGGAGGAUACAGGCUGCACCAUGAUGACAGAAAACGGCCUCUGGAGAGUGACACGUGAAUGUUCCCUGAAUGCUUACAUAGUUUGUCAGUUCUAGAAAGGUCUUGUAUCCCAUUCAGUUAUUGUUGUGAUGUAACUGUUCCUAAACAUUUUCAUAUAUUAAAAGAUCUUUUUCCCACUUUCUGUUUUAUACUAUAUUAACAACAAUAAAAGAGCAAAGUUAUAAAAAUA
Molecule: messenger RNA, 1076 nt
Organism: Mugil cephalus (flathead mullet)
Lineage: Eukaryota; Metazoa; Chordata; Actinopteri; Mugiliformes; Mugilidae
Product: mannose-binding protein C-like
Exons: 5
Coding region: 253-942 (229 amino acids)
Cellular component (GO): rough endoplasmic reticulum; multivesicular body
Source: RefSeq, a predicted model, not a curated record